Molecule: messenger RNA, 1649 nt
Organism: Chlorocebus sabaeus (green monkey)
Lineage: Eukaryota; Metazoa; Chordata; Mammalia; Primates; Cercopithecidae
Gene: OR2AE1
Product: olfactory receptor family 2 subfamily AE member 1
Biological process (GO): G protein-coupled receptor signaling pathway
Cellular component (GO): membrane
Molecular function (GO): olfactory receptor activity; G protein-coupled receptor activity
Source: RefSeq, a predicted model, not a curated record
AUUAUGUUUGUGAAGGCAGAUUUUAAAGCUCUCUUUUAAAUAAAGGUUAUUUCAAUAAUUAGAGAGGUUGAAUAAUUAGAAAUGGAAACUUUUUUUUCCACAGGUUCUGUCUUCUAUCAAAAGGUGCUUUUCAUCGGGUAUGCUGGACCCCAGUAUUUCUAAUCACACCCUUUAUCUCCACUCUCUGUUACCCCAGGGACUGAGAAAGGGAACAAGGUGGCAGAGGAAUCAGACCUCUCUGGCAGACUUCAUCCUUGAGGGGCUCUUUGAUGACUCCCUUACCCACCUUUUCCUUUUCUCCUUGACCAUGGUGGUCUUCCUUAUUGCCGUGAGUGGCAACACCCUCACCAUUCUCCUCAUCUGCAUUGAUCCCCAGCUUCACACACCAAUGUAUUUCCUGCUCAGCCAGCUCUCCCUCGUGGAUCUGAUUCAUGUCUCCACAACCAUCCCUAAGGUGGCUACCAACUACCUAUCUGGCAAGAAGUCUAUCUCCUUUGUGGGCUGUGCAACCCAGCACUUCCUCUAUUUGUCUCUGGGUGGUGCUGAGUGUUUUCUCUUAGUUGUCAUGUCCUAUGACCGCCAUGUUGCCAUCCGUCAUCCACUGCGCUAUGCUGUGCUCAUGAGCAAGAAGGUGGGACUGAUGAUGGUUGUCACGUCAUGGUUGGGGGCAUCCGUGAACUCCCUAAUUCACACAGCAAUCUUGAUGCACUUCCCUUUCUGUGGGCCUUGGGAAGUCUACCACUUCUACUGUGAGUUCCCAGCUGUUGUGAAGCUGGUGUGUGGCGACAUCACUGUGUAUGAGACCACAGUGUACAUCAGCAGCAUCCUCCUUCUUCUCCUCCCCAUCUUGCUGAUUUCUACAUCCUAUGUCUUCAUCCUUCAAAGUGUCAUUCAGAUGCGUUCAUCUGGGAGCAAGAGAAAUGCCUUUGCCACUUGUAGCUCCCACCUCACGGUGGUUUCUCUUUGGUUUGGUGCCUGCAUCUUCUCCUACAUGAGACCCAGGUCCCAGCGCACUCCAUUGCAGGACACAGUUGGUUCUGUGUUCUACAGCAUCGUUACCCCCACAUUGAAUCCUCUGAUUUAUACUCUCCGGAAUAAAGAUGUAGCUAAGGCUCUGAGAAGAGUGCUGAGGAGAGACGUUAUCACCCAAUGCAUUCAACGACUGCAAUUAUGGUUGCCCCGAGUGUAGAGUGGAAUAGGAUAAGCUCCUUAAAUUAAUUCAUGUAAACCUGUGAGGUUUUUCAGGGAGCUAGCUCCCUUAUGCUGUUUUACUACUGGAAGAAAAACACGUUUAACACACAAUUCCAAUAUUCCACUUCGGUGUCAGGUAUCCAAGCACUGUGGAGAACAUUUCAGUGGGUCUUUAGAGAAUUAGGGAAAACUUUUAAAAAAGUCCUUUUGAAAGAAGACAUAUAAAGGUCAGUGACACCCUGAAAAAAAGAAGGCAAGAUAAAGAUAUAAGGGCCCUUAUCUAUUAUUAUUUUUAUUGACAACAAAUAUAUAAAACAUGCCACCAGAGAAUAUUUAUGGAGCAUAAAAUGGGGGUGUGUUGCUUACUUUUGGAAACAUGGGAAGUAAAUGGUGAAUCAUGGCUGUUUGAAAGGGAGGAUGCAUGAUAUAAAAGUUAUAUUCUUUUUUUUUUUUUUUUU